This is a messenger RNA of Pocillopora verrucosa, 2152 nucleotides long. Its product is annotated as protein sax-3-like. Gene Ontology annotation, cellular component: plasma membrane; axon; neuronal cell body. Gene Ontology annotation, molecular function: axon guidance receptor activity. The record is from RefSeq and is a predicted model, not a curated record. Gene Ontology annotation, biological process: synapse organization; homophilic cell-cell adhesion. NCBI's taxonomy places the organism in Eukaryota, Metazoa, Cnidaria, Anthozoa, Scleractinia, Pocilloporidae.
AUAUAGUCCGAUUACACAUAUAGAUUGAAAACUUCCUGUCAUUUCUCGGAACCGCCCUUACAAAGGACGCUGCUGCAGCUUCUGGCUUGGUUUCAGAAGACGAACAGUAAGUGAGAGCGUAGUUGAAGUAGCAACCAAGAACAUGAAUUCAGGACGUAAAUUGCACUUUUGGAUUCUCGUUUUCUUAUUCGUGUUCUCAAUAGAAGAAGCCAUUGAUGCAUAUCCUCAGUUCACUUGUGGAUCUCAUGGAAUAAAACAUGAUAUCAACCAAACAGGAGACCUACCUAAGGUGACUUGUCUGACUCCAAGCCAGACUGUAUACUUGGAUGUGAAUGUGCAAAUCGAGUGUGGGGUUAUCUCCAGUACUUAUGCUAACAUCACGUGGUUGCAUAAUGGAAAAUCACUCAGUGAGAAAAAGAAAAGCCUCGUGAAGAUUGACAGACUGUCCUGCGGUCAAACGCUGAAAAUAAAGUUUGCCGGGAGAGACGAUAGAGGACAAUACACAUGUGUAGCCACUAACAAGUUUGGAACUGUCAAUAAGACAUGCUCUCUUAAAGUCAGGGUUAAAAGUUACAAACCUCCUCCACAAGUGGAAUACGUGAAGAUCGAUGGUAACCGCCAAACAGCCUAUCUGCAUGGAACUGUUACAAUCAAAUGUAAAUUACUUCAUGUUGCGGCUGAUGCUUGGCUGUUUAACGGCGCAAGGGUCUCACAUGGUGGUCGUCACAAAAUGAUACGGGAAACCACUAUUGCCAAACAUGAAAGGCUGUUCGCCUUGAAAAUAAUUAACGUGACUGAAAAGGACGAGGGACGGUACACAUGUUUAGCAUUAAGAAGUGGCAUAUCCAAAACAAAAGAUCUUGUCCUCAAAACAGAGCCUUGUCCAAGCUGUCAUCACUGUCCUCCCGAAGGAAACCAAGCUUUUCCUAUCUGUUCGUCUCCGCCUCCAAUUCGUCUCUCAACAUCUGAUCACAACCAAGAUCCCAAAAAUAAAGAAAUCGUGAAAUACUUGAAGAUUGAUGGUAACCGCCAAACAGCUUAUCUGCAUGGAACUGUUACACUCAAAUGUAAAUUACAUCAUGUCGAGGGUGAGGCUUGGCUGUUUAACGGCACGAGGAUCUUACAUGAUGAUCGUCACAAAAUGAUACGGGAAACCACUAUUGGCAAACAUGGAGGGCUGUUCACCUUAAAAAUAAUUAACGUGACCGAAGAGGACGAGGGACUGUACACAUGUAUGGGAUACAGAGGUGGCAUAUACCAAACAAAAGAUCUUUUCCUCAAAACAGAGGAGUAUGAAACAAAGCAAGUGAAUGAAAGACCCAGCCCCAAUGGCAACAGAGGAUGUAGCUUCCACAAACCAGAUCCCAUGAGCAUAUUAUUGUUCGCGGUGUUAGCUUUUUCCUAUAGCAAACGCAAAUAACAUCGGUAGCGCACAUUUCAAUUAAGUUUCGGAAAACCAAAACUGAGCCAAUCAGAUUGUUGCACUCUGUAAUUGUCACCUUCGCACUCACAUAGGACGCACAACUAUGCAAUUAGCAUAAGCACGAGUACCGCACUUUGUAUAAAUUAUAAUGACUUCGUAAUGAAUAAAGGGUUUUGAAUAACAAGAUGAAGAGAAAGAACAUGGAGAGUGCUCAAAAAUCGCGGGAAAACGAGAGUGAUCGAGACGUGGUCGAUUUUCUUUCAUCUGAUUGGUAUGCAGAGCAAUGCGAAAUUUAUUUACCUCACAUAAAGCGUAAUAAGGCAAAAUCAAGAUUAGAUAUCUUAAAAUCGUUUAAACUGAUUUCCAAAAAAUUAAGAAAAGAGGUAAGAGAUCGAGGUGUCAGCCACGAUUCAAAAUGGCAACGUUCGUGUUCCACUUUCUAUAUUGGAAAGGUUCAGUUAUCCUAAAAAAUCACAAAACACGGUAAAUGUCAUAACUUCAUUUAAGAAUAAAAAGAGUAUGUUAUUCUAUGAAAUCUCAAUACGCUUGGAAUAUAAAAGGUUAGAGCGGAGAUAAAAUUAUUUGGUUUUAGAGAAACUUUUACACUUUCGUUUUUGUUUCGAGCUUGGAACAAAGACGAAUUCAAAUCUAAGUCCCCCAAAGGAGUCGAGCCCCCGACUUUUGGAUUUUACAGAGCUUAAACAUGACGAGCCUUAAAAACGCUUUCAU